Molecule: messenger RNA, 1301 nt
Organism: Syngnathoides biaculeatus (alligator pipefish)
Lineage: Eukaryota; Metazoa; Chordata; Actinopteri; Syngnathiformes; Syngnathidae
Gene: fam185a
Product: family with sequence similarity 185 member A
Exons: 8
Coding region: 140-1273 (377 amino acids)
Source: RefSeq, a predicted model, not a curated record
UGCGUUUUACGUUGUCGCGACGUACGCGGACGUAAGUUGACAGCGUCUGUCGCAACGUGACAAUGGAAACCUCGGUUUAAGUAAACAAGUUUGCAGCAACAUCCCGACGUCGACACCGUAAAAUUGUUCAUUAUUGACCAUGUUGUUGUGGAGCGGCGUCGGACUCGUCCACUCCUGGUGUCGGACGGCCAGCCGCCGCGGGCUCCUCCGUCGCUGCCGGUCCGUCUUCACGUCUUCGCCGAGGUUCGCCAGCCAGGACCGCGAAGACGAGGCGAGCCGCCGGCCGCCGCUGCGGGAGUGGAGCCUGGAGGUUAGCCCCUUCAGCACGGUCCGGGCGCGCCUACCUUGCAGCGUCUCCGUCCGGUCCCUGGACCCGCACGCCUUCCCCGAAGCGAACCGAGCCUUCGUGGCGGUCCACGGAGGCCGCGAGGCGACGGACGCGGAGGACGUCAGCGUCCGCUAUGACGACCGGGCCGAGGAGCUCCUCAUCACGGCCGAGAGGGCUGAAGGCGACUUGUCUGUGGACCUCUCAGUACCGGUCAAGAGCAAUCUUUUCAUCAGCACCCGCGGCAGAGGAAACGUGCAGGUGAAGAACAUGGAGAGUGACGUCUGCAAGGUGCGCACAGAGGAAGGAAACUGCUCGCUGCGUUCGGUCAAGGGCCAUCGGGUGGAGGUGCGCUCAGGUGGGGACGUCACAGGCGAGGGUACGAUACACGGCAACGUGGACAUCAGCGCUUUUGGAAAAGGUGCGGUACGCGUCAAGAAGCUGCAGGGCACCGAGAUGAAGGUCUCCACCGAGCACGGCGGCCUGACGGUGAAGGCCGUCUACGCCGAAUCCAGCCGCGUCUCCUCCUGCACCGGGAAGCUGGAACUGGGUCUCGUGCACGGUGACGCCACUGUGGAGAACAUAUCAGGCCACACACUCAUAGAUGGCUCCAACGGCCUCUUGAAGGUUUCCUCUCAAAGCGGCGCCAUCGACGUGUACGUGGGUGACGGCGCCAGCUCGGAGGUGCUCAGCCAGGAAGGAGCGGUGUGCAUCCGCGCCCCCUCUUCGCUACGAGCUGAGGUGGACCUCUGCGGCGCCUCGGUUGACGUCAGCCGUGAUGUGACGCUGCGCCGGGUCCAGCGGAACACCACUGAAAACCAAACCAGAAUCACCGGCCACAUGAACUCCGAUGGUCCAGUGGGGCAGCGGAUCCGAGUCAAGACGGAAAGAGGUCCGGUAACUCUGGGGACGCAAAGCUGGCUCCAGUCCCUGAAGUUGGGAGGCUGAAAAGAGCGCCGCUCACACAUACUGUCAU